GACGUAGUUGGUAUAUUUGAUGAUAAUGCCUAUAUAAAAAGCGAAAGGCAAAUUCCAAAACGUAAACAGAAUCCGAGUAAUCAGAGAAGAUCGGAUAGAGAAGAAAAUGAGCAGCGGAGCAGGGAAGAUCGCGUGCGUCACCGGUGCGUCCGGCUACAUAGCUUCAUGGCUCGUCAAGUUUCUUCUCCAGCGCGGUUACGCUGUCAGGGCCUCUGUUCGCGACCCAAAUGAUCCAAAAAAAACAAACCACUUACUCGAACUUGAUGGAGCUAAGGAGAGACUUCACCUCUUCAAAGCAAAUCUGCUGGAAGAAGGUUCCUUUAAUUCUGCUAUUGAGGGGUGUGAAUGUGUUUUUCAUACUGCAUCUCCCUUCUAUUAUGAUGUUAAGGACCCACAGGCAGAGCUAGUUGAUCCUGCAGUAAAGGGAACACUUAACGUUCUUAAUUCGUGUGCAAAAUCUCCAUCUGUCAAGCGGGUAGUUUUGACAUCUUCUAUAGCUGCAGUUGCAUUCAAUGGAAGACCUCGAACUCCUGAUGUGGUUGUUGAUGAGACUUGGUUUUCUGAUCCAGAAGUUUGUAAGCAAGCAAAUCAAUGGUAUGUGGUUUCAAAGACAUUGGCUGAAGAAGCUGCCUGGAAGUUUGCAAAAGAGAAGGGUAUUGACUUGGUUGCAAUUAACCCAUCAAUGGUGAUUGGUCCUCUCUUACAGCCGACACUAAAUACAAGUGCUGCUGUGAUUUCCAACGUAUUAAAUGGAGCACAGGUGUUUCCCAAUCUAACAUUUGGAUGGGUUGAUGUCAGAGAUGUUGCCAAAGCACAUAUUCAAGCAUAUGAAAUCCCUUCCGCUAGUGGAAGAUAUUGUGUGGUUGGGAGGGUUGCACACUAUUCUGAAGUUGUGAGGACUUUACGUGAGCUUUAUCCGUCUUUACGACUUCCAGAGAAGUGUGCGGAUGAUAAGCCCUUUGUACCAACGUAUCAGGUGUCCAAAGAAAGGGCAAAAAGCUUGGGUAUUGAAUUCACCCCUUUUGAGGUGAGCCUCAAGGAUACUGUUGAAAGCUUGAAGGAGAAGAACUUUGUCAGUUUUUAAGUUUGGCAGCCCCAUGAAGCUCUUUCCAAUAAAUAAAUGCUGCUGAUGAGGUGUUUUGAUUGUGUGGCAGCACCCUAAAGCUUGCAGCAAAAGAACAGAAUGCUUGGCAUUUUUCUCUUGAUAGGUUUCAAAACUACUCAUUUUAGUGUGGAUGAUUAUUAGAAGUGUGAGUGUUUGAGUAUGUAAUCAGGAUGAGUUCAUGGUCAUGAGUGUAAUAAUAUCACUGAUUUUUCUUUAA
Molecule: messenger RNA, 1322 nt
Organism: Alnus glutinosa
Lineage: Eukaryota; Viridiplantae; Streptophyta; Magnoliopsida; Fagales; Betulaceae
Product: phenylacetaldehyde reductase-like
Exons: 6
Coding region: 107-1084 (325 amino acids)
Molecular function (GO): oxidoreductase activity, acting on the CH-OH group of donors, NAD or NADP as acceptor
Source: RefSeq, a predicted model, not a curated record